AGGGGCGCACACGACGUGGAAGCAACAGGAGACGAAGAUCGUCCCCCAGGACAGCUACCUCCUUCUUGCCCAUCACUGUCCCACUCACCACUCAUCCCUAUCAGUAUGAGCUCGGCAACGCCGUCGGACUCGCACACUCGCAAAAGGGUGCAGCAGUCCGUUACCACCACAAAUGGCACGCCACUCAAUGGCAACGCAGCAGCACCCGCCAUAGAAAAGGCAGAAGCAGAGGAGGCGAACGAGAAGCGCUCCAGCGAGGGUAAACCUACACAAGGCAGCGGACAGCUGUCCAAACGGGACAGGAAUGCCAUCAUACUCCUAGUUAUACUCUACAUGCUGCAAGGGGUCCCCGUGGGACUCGCCUUUGGCACGAUGCCAUACCUUCUUAAGACAAAGCUCUCAUACGCAGACAUCGGCACCUUCAUGCUGGCUACAUAUCCAUACUCGCUAAAGCUCGCCUGGAGUCCCAUUGUAGAUUCCUGCUGGGUCACACACAUCACUCUGCCUGGCAUUGGCAGGGUAGGACUCGGGCGGAGAAAGAGCUGGAUCGUGCCCAUCCAAUUCAUCGUAGGCAUCAUGCUGUGGCUCCUCGGCAGCAGAGUCGAUCAGCUGCUCCUCAACGACAAGCCUCCAGUCUUGAUCAUCACGUCCCUGUUCUUCACGCUGGUAGCAUUUGCUGCUACGCAAGACAUUGCUGUAGAUGGCUGGGCUCUGACCUUGCUCUCGCAAGACAAUCUCUCCUACGCUUCUACAGCUCAGACCGUCGGGCUCAACAUUGGAUACUUCAUGAGCUUCACCGUCUUCCUCGCACUCAAUAGCGUAGAGUUCGGCAACAAGUACCUCCGGUCUGCUAGCGCUUCGCAAAGCUAUCCUGUCCUGAGCUUGUCGGCGUACCUCAAGAUUGCUUCCGUCGCCUUCGUUGUGGUGACGAUGUGGCUCGCAUUCUUCAAAGAUGAGAGUCAAGAGGAGAAAGAGGACAAGGACAAGGCGGACAAAGAACCAUCGCUCGAGGACAAGCUUGGUCUAAAAGGCGCAUAUGAGGUCAUGUGGAAAAUUUGCAAAUUAAAGCAUGUCCAGAUGUUUCUGCUGAUACAUCUUGUCGCUAAGAUUGGCUUUCAAGCCAACGAUGCGGUGACCAGCCUCAAGCUGAUUGAAAAGGGCUUCAGCAAAGAAGAUCUGGCACUGGCUGUUCUGAUUGACUUCCCCUUCCAGCUAGUGCUAGGCUACUUUGCUGCCCGCUGGUCGCGUGGAGACAAAGCGCUCACCCCGUGGCUGUGGGGCUACGGCGCUCGCCUCUGCUUCGCUGUGCUCUCCAUGGGCAUCGUAGCCGGCUUGUCGAGGUCCACUCAUGCACCUGGAUCAUCUGUUGGUCUCGCCUACUUUGGCCUGAUCAUCGUGUCAACCGUGGCAGGCUCUUUUGCCUCCACUGUACAGUUCGUGGGCAUCUCAGCCUUCCAUACCCAGAUCGCGGACCCGUUGAUUGGAGGGACUUACAUGACGCUUCUCAACACCGUCUCAAAUCUGGGGGGAACCUGGCCAAGCUACUUUGUCCUCAAGGCAGUCGACUGGCUGACCAUCAGCGAGUGCCGCGUGACAGCAUCGGCCAUUGAGAAGGUGGCGGCGAAGAUCAAGCCCGGAUUGGCUGGAGAUAGAGCUGCUGAGGCAGCCGAGUCUUUCAUCGAUCACCUCAAAGGUGUGGAUCUGCCUGUGAAACCCCACACCAACGGCACUACGCCAUUCAUUCAGUUUGAUGCAGGAGCACAAUGCGCUACCCUAGACGCUGCCAAAGAGGCAUGUCGUCUGGCGGGUGGCAAGUGUCAAAUCACGCAGGACGGGUACUACAUCACCAAUACUGUCUGUGUCGUGAUCGGUCUUGCGCUCCUCCUAUUCUUCAUCAUCCCUCAAAGCCGGAGAUUGGAGCGGAUGAAUGUCGAGGAAUGGAGGUUGAGCGAAGGUGACAAGAAGGAGAAGGAGCUGGCAGCGAGCGGCAAAAAGAGGAAAGAGGGGAAGAAAGACCGCUAAUGCAGUCGUGAUCCAACCUGCAAGCAUCUCUAAUAUCAGUCAUACGAGCCUCCAAGUGUCAUCAUGUCAUGUCUCUUCCCAAUUGUAGAUGCUUAUUUCAUCGG
This is a messenger RNA of Microstroma glucosiphilum, 2126 nucleotides long. RefSeq names its product MFS general substrate transporter. The coding region runs from base 106 to 2022 and encodes 638 amino acids. Gene Ontology annotation, molecular function: acetyl-CoA transmembrane transporter activity. Lineage: Eukaryota; Fungi; Basidiomycota; Exobasidiomycetes; Microstromatales; Microstromataceae. The transcript is spliced from 3 exons. Gene Ontology annotation, cellular component: membrane. The record is from RefSeq and is a predicted model, not a curated record.